Cheilinus undulatus (humphead wrasse) is the source of this 2398-nucleotide messenger RNA. It is a transcript of the gene mkks, whose product is annotated as MKKS centrosomal shuttling protein. Gene Ontology annotation, cellular component: nucleus; cytoplasm; kinociliary basal body. Gene Ontology annotation, biological process: cilium assembly; developmental process; chaperone-mediated protein complex assembly. The record is from RefSeq and is a predicted model, not a curated record. Bases 155 to 1861 code for a protein of 568 amino acids. The transcript is spliced from 4 exons. Lineage: Eukaryota; Metazoa; Chordata; Actinopteri; Labriformes; Labridae. Gene Ontology annotation, molecular function: ATP binding.
UAACAUGGAAUCAGCAAUGUUGCCGUUUCUAGCGUAUUUCGCUUAAAAUAUUAUAUUUAAAGCAACCAUUUUAGAUUUUAAAGACUCCUCCUGCCUCAAAUCAUACGUAAACUCGCUGCCCGGACAUUUCUUGGUCAUUAAUGGUGAAACAGUGAUGUCCCGACUCGUCAAGAAGUCUCCUUCUGUUUGCACGGAUCUGCCGUUGGACAACACUGACGUCUGUAACAAGCUCCGUUUAAUGAAACAGCUUCUUACAUCUUGUUAUGGUCCAACUGGGAGACUUAAACAGCUUCAUAACAACAUUGGAGGACACGUUAUAACUACCUCAACAUCCUCGCUUCUUCUUCCAGCCAUCUCCUCCUCACAGCCUUUAAUCAACCUGAUAAAAAGCUCCAUCCUCAACCAUGUUUCUCGUUUCAGUGACUGCGGUUUGUUCGCUGCCAUUCUCUGUCUGACUCUGAUUGAGGAAGCAAAGAAGUCUGGUCUGAGAAGAAAUGUGGUAAUCAGAGUGAACAAACACCUCCUGGAUUUGUGCACCAGCUACCUAAAAGAAGAAGACUGUGGCUGUAAAGUGACUCUUGAUUUCUGCAGCAGCCUGAAUUUGAUCACUUUAGCUCACAGUGUUAUCUCCAGUAAACCUGCGUGUGUGUUCACAGAAGCAGAGGCAGAACACAUCAGCAGGCUGGCCGUGCAGGCUUUUCUACUGACGGUUCCCUGUAGCAGCCCUGGUACGGUCAGACUUGGAAGAAUAGUGACUGUUGGUACUGAAGGGCAUCCUGUGUUGAACUCUGCAGUGUUUCCAGGUUUACUGCUGGAAAUGCAUGAUGUGUUUGGCCUCAAAAUAAUCGAAAAUAUGCAAUCAAUUCCCCUUCGAGUGGUCCUGCUUAGUGCAUCUCUUGCUGGAGACCUUUCUGAACUUGGAGAUGGGGUAAUUGAAGUGCACCCAAGUGUUGACACAGACUCGCAGAUCCUGGAUCAGCUCCUGGAGCUAUGCAAGCAUGUGAUAAAAGAUGAGGUGAAGGUCUUUGUGUGUCAGAAAGUCAUCCACCCGGUCCUACAGCAGUAUCUGAGGAGUCAGGGGGUCAUAGUGAUAGAGAGAGUGGGGAUCAAUCUCAUGGAGCCGCUCAUUCAGCUGACAGGUGCUCAACCUGUGGCCUCAUUAUACACCAUAAUCCCAGCCAGGGCUUAUGGGACAGUGAAGGACGUCAACAUUAAGCAGUUUGGAUCAAAGAAGAUGCUGCAUUUACAGUCUUCUGGAGAGUCUGCGAUCUGUACGAUGAUCCUCUGCCACAGAAAUGAGACGAUGCUAAGCGAGCUAAAGGUGGUGUGCCAGCAGACAGAGCAUGUGUUGAGACUCACUCUGAAGGAGCCCUCUGUCUUACUUGGAGGAGGAUGUACUGAGACCCACUUAGCUGCUUACAUCAGGAAUAAGAUCAUGAAUGAAAUCGCAGAGACUGUUACCUCUCUGGGAUGCUCACAGACAGAGUACCUUCUCAGCGUGGACGGAUUCUGUCGCUCUCUGGAGUCUGUGGCUGCAGCGUUGCAACACGACGGGGAGAACUCUCUAAUAGAUCUGACUCAUGCUCACCGCUGGAUCCUUCCUGCAGACGUCAUGACAGAAAACAUGGAAGAAAACUUCUCCUUCUGCAGCUGUGGACUGGUGAAAAGUAGCCCCAACAUGAAGUGGACUCAUCUGAACACAAAAUACCCACAAUUCUCUCCUGCAGCUGCGCUUAAAGAGAGAACUGUGCAGCCUUGUGUACUUGACUCCUUCAUGGCUAAACUCAACGCGCUGCAGGUGGCUAUAGAAACUGCAAAUCUUGUGCUGGAUGUACAAUAUGUGAUUCAAGAUACAAACUAGCAGAACAAGGUUUUUUGAAGUAAACCCCAUAAUUUUUUUUAUUAUGGACAUUCUAAGUAAUGUCUUUUUUCUUUAAUAUUUAUUUUAGGGCUUUUUGCUUUAUUGAAGGAGGAUAGUGGAUAGUGGAAUGACAUACAGCAAUAGAAAACAAGACCCCAACCCGGGCCUUAAACUCUGACGACAGCAGCCUUUGCACACAGGAUGCACAGACACAUAACCACUAGGUUAUUAUCACCCAUCACUGUCAUUUUUACUCUAAUUUAUUCUUACUGGUGAUAUUUAAAAAAAAAUUAAGUUUGUGUUUAGUCUUUCCAGAUGAUGUUGGUGUUUGCACUGAUUCUUUUGCACAAAUUAAUCAAGUUCUUUCCAUUUCAGUUGCACUGAAGGCCAUCUUUAUUAAGUUUAUCAAUUGUAAUUAUAAGUUUGGACUCUAGAUGUCACUAUUGUGCUUCACUGAAAAUGUCAUUGUCACAUUGGUAGACAAGUAUUAACAGGGUUUGUAUCUGAAAAAAAUCAUUACAAAGUCAAAUAUUUCAA